Molecule: messenger RNA, 4092 nt
Organism: Triticum aestivum (bread wheat)
Lineage: Eukaryota; Viridiplantae; Streptophyta; Magnoliopsida; Poales; Poaceae
Exons: 2
Coding region: 16-873 (285 amino acids)
Biological process (GO): meiotic cell cycle; reciprocal meiotic recombination; meiotic sister chromatid cohesion
Source: RefSeq, a predicted model, not a curated record
AGACAAUCGCACAACAUGAUACUCCCUCUGUUCCGAAAUAAUUGUCGUUGGACAACUCCAGUACAAAUUCAGCCACGUUACGAAAUUAACGCACUUUCUCAUUUUACCCUCGCGCCGUUCGUCGCUGUCCACUCACUCUUGCUCUCGUCGCCCUCUCUCCCCUUCGCCUCUCUUCUGCCACCACCUCGACCACCUCGCCGGCCACCACCUCACCCAGCUCGCCGGCCACCCACCACAUCGGCCAGGAGGCCACCAUCUCUCCCCGUCGCCGCCAUCUUUCUUCCGCCUCCACUCACACCCGUCGUCCACUCGCACCCCACCCCACAUCCGAGGUCAAGCUUUGAUGCGCCUACUCUGGAUCUGGCGACGGAGGCGGGAGAUGGGGAGGAGGCCGUCGCGGUGGUGUGCCUGGACCACGUCCUCAAGCACGCCGGUGGCGCCACGGAGGAGGCCGAGCGCAUCCGCCGCUGCCACAACGCCGACGGCGCCAUGGAGUACUGGCUCGAGCCGGACGAGCUCGCGGCCCUGCGCCGGGAGGUCGGCGCCGACCCGUACUGGGUGCCGCCAGGGUGGAAGCGCGGAGACCCCGUGUCCGCCGACGGCUACGCGCUCAAGGCAAAGAUGCAGGUGGAGGAGCUCAGCAAGGAGCUCGCCGGAGUAAAAAGGUCUCUUUUUUCCCCUUCUCCUGUCAUCUUCUCUUGCUCUGCUUGCUUGCUUGGAGCAGUAGACCUUGUAGACAUUUGUGCAAGCAGUAGCGGACAGAUUUGUGCAAGAUUGCUGCUCUUCUCUUCUCUUCUUGUUCUUGGAGCAAGUAGCAGCAGACGGAUUUGUGCAAGUAGACUUCAACAAACAGAUUGGAGCAGACAGGUUUAGCAGGCAAAUUGUUUGGUGCUUGCUUGCUUUAGACAGAUAGGUUUAGCACACAUUCUUGCAUGGCAGACAAACAGGUUGUGCAAAAACACCCCAAAAGCAAGUAGACCUGCUUGCAGUAGCUCUUAGGUGAAUUUUGUUUCCUUGGCAAAAAAUUCAGUUUACAAAAUUUUGCAAAUUUUGAAUUUGUAAUUUUGCAGUACUGUUUUGAUUGCAGUAGUUUUUCAGUAGCUUGUUAACUUGCUGAUGCUUUCUUAAUUUUGUUAAUUCUGUACAACUUGCUGAUGCUUAGUGUUAAUUCUUUACAGCUACUCCACUGAACUACAGUACCGAAGUACUGCUUGAACUACUGCAGCAUUGCUUCCAAUACAACAGUAUUGGAGUAUUGCUUCCAAUUACUGGAGUAGCAAGUGCAGCAGUAGUGUACUGCUCUUGUUUAGUAGUGUAGGAAUUUACUGGGUUAUUUGUGCUGAAUAAAUCUUGUGGGUUUUAUUCUGUUUGAGAAUCCUAAAUCUUGCGGGUAUCUAUGAACCAAAUUCAGCACAGUAGUUUAAUUGCACUUUCACUAUGUUUUACUGGAGUAGUUGUCAUAUUCAGAUAUUUUCUUUCAUUCUCUUUAUUUAUACCAUGACUUUGUUCAAAGGUGUUGAAAAUCAGGUUUAGUCACGGAAGCCAUCCAACAGAAUGCAUAUUUCUCCCCUCAAAAACAAAAGGAAAAAAGAAUGUAUAUUCCCUAUUGUUUUUUGUGUGGCUAGGGUUGUUUUUGUGUCCACAAAAUAAAACAAAUGCUAUUACCAGCCAGCCAAAAAUGGUCAAGAUGGUUACCACUGGUAAACAAUCACACACUCAAGCUUAGUUGGGUUGAAUCCAUGGAUUUUUUUAAGUGCCAGCUAGUUAUUAGCAUUGUUGCAAACUGUUCUGUGUAAAGGAGGUGUCCAGUAAUUCACACCGAAUUUGUACUCCCAUGAUCAGUGUUACUGUACAGUAAUUCACACCGAAUUUGUAAGUGCAAAUAGUGCUUGUUUUCAGGAGUAGGAUGCUGAUCAAUGGUGCUUGUUUGGAGUAAUUGUUUGCUCUGUAGUGCAUUUUUGCUGCAACCUAAUCUGUGGAGUAUCAAGCUAAUUGGAAGAAAGCCAAUUGCUUGCUCUGUAGGAACUUUUAUGUGCUGGAGUAUAGGAUUUGCUAUUUAGCAAGGCUUGAGUAAUUUAGUGUUCUUCACUUCUCCUCUACUCACUUCUCUUCUCUUCAGUAAAUUAAAUUUAGGAGUAGGAAUAGUUAAUUAACUAAACUACUCUGCACCUUAGAACUACUCCUGUUAAUUAACUGAAAAAUCUUUUUUAAGUUAAUUAACUUAAUUUAUUUCUGUUAGGAGUAGGAGUAGUUCUUGGAGUAGGAAGAGGAGCAGUGCAAAGAAUUCUCUUCUCUUCUCUUACUCUUCUCUUCUCUACUCUUGCUCUCUUCUCUUCGCUUCGCUUCUCUUCUCUUGGGAUUAUUAUGGAUUAUGGAGUAUCAGAGAGUGAUCAUACAAAUGGAGUAGUAGAAAUAUACACAUACAAAUGGAGUAUGGAGUAAAAAUCAUGUUCUGCAGCUAGCUGUUGGUGAAGUGUGAUUUUCUCACAAUAUAAGACAUCCGGACUCUAUCCUUGGUGGUCGAGCAGCGUUAGCCAACUUUGUCUUGCUGAUCUACGGCUGAAUAAUUAUGUUGAAGCUUGCUGCUGUGGUCAUGCAACUAUUUUCAGGUAUGAUCUAAUGACUCGUCGGAAAGAAACCUGUCACAAAGAGCCUUUUGGCUUAACCCUCGUUACAUGUGGCAAUUUGGGUAAUACUUUGAAAUUUUGAAUGUGUCCUGGUUGCAAUUUCCUGAACCCAUACAGGUGCAGAGUACAAUGCUUUUUGGUAGAAAACCAUUAAUAAAAGAAUAGACAAAUUGUUAUUCUAUUCUGUUCUACACAAACAGGGGUAAUAGAAUGAAUUGGCUUAUUCACAUUUCACAUUCAUUUUAGCUAAUCAUUCUGCCAUUUAGUGCUCCAUUCGACUUACAGAGUGCUGCUUGGCCACAAAGAAAGAGAGAUAUUAAGCAGACUAUGGGUCGAAGAGGUUUUCCCCUUGUCAUCCUUUUAUUUGUUCAAAUUGGCCGCUUAAAUAAAUUCACGAGUACUAGUCUCUUCUGUCCAAAUUUUAAUGAAGGUUAUGCCCUCGAUCUCAUUGUGCCGGCAGAACCAGUUUAAGCAGAGAGUCCGAGUCCGAGGAGCUCGCCCUGAGGAAGAAGAGAUAUUCCAGUUUACAAUGAUUCAGAGAGUUGGCGGCUCGUGGGAUGGCUACUAGGCAAUGCUAAUAUGCUCCACAGUCCCAGUAGCAAAUGGAACAUGGACGCCUACUGGAUGAACAAGUAACAUGCCAGUGAUGCAUUGCAGGUUUUGCAGCAUUGGUGUAUCAAACUAUUGUUCAUACUAGUACUCCUGUUCAAUAAAGAUGUUUCCAAAAUUACAGGAAAUCCAAAAUUUAUUCUGUAUACUACUCUAGCAGAAAUCCAGCAGAAUAAUUAUAAUUACUCUGUGUUCAUCCAGCAGAAGAGGGACACACGGAGUAAUUAUUUUGUCUCUGUGUUCAUCCAGCAGAAAUCCAAGCAAUUCUGAUCAAAAUCAUUGUGCGUAUGCAGGAGCAGAAAGGAGCAGCGAGCAGCAGCGGCGGCUGACCUCGAGCUCUCGGUUGGAGUGGAGGGAGACGGCCAGCGAGGGAUACGCGGCCAGCGGGGAAGGAUUCGGAGCUGCGGCGGAGCAGGCAACCGGUGGGGAAAGGCGGCCGCCGGUGAGGGAGCUCCGGACCGCGGCGAGGGAGCUUUCGAUCGCGGCGGGGAAGGGCGACCAGAGGGGAUCGAGCUCUCGAUUGGAGCGGCGCAGGCAACCGGCGGGGAAGGGCGCCGGAGAUGUGGACGACGGAGGAGCCUGGCGAAGGGGAGGAGCGACGGAGUCCUGGCGGAGGGAAGGAGCAACGGAGGAAGACGACGGCCCGUGCGAUUUCAAGUUGGUGGGUGGGGGAGGGGCAGUUUGGUAAUUUCACUCGUUUUCACCUGGUCGGAAAACCCCUCCAACGACAAUUAUUUCGGAACGAAGGGAGUAUAUUUGAGUGAGCAUGAACCUCAAUACAAAUAGAAAAGAAAGAACAUGAACAGUAAAAUCAUAUCUCCGCUCAAUUUUUUUAUUCCAAUGGAUAGCAAGUAAA